This is a messenger RNA of Kwoniella shivajii, 4473 nucleotides long. RefSeq lists its product as uncharacterized. NCBI's taxonomy places the organism in Eukaryota, Fungi, Basidiomycota, Tremellomycetes, Tremellales, Cryptococcaceae. The record is from RefSeq and is a predicted model, not a curated record. Bases 1 to 4473 code for a protein of 1490 amino acids. The transcript has 5 exons. Gene Ontology annotation, cellular component: plasma membrane of growing cell tip. Gene Ontology annotation, molecular function: protein binding.
AUGUCAACAUCGAUAACACGACCAUUUCCUUCUAUUCCCUCGUUCCUCAUCUCGACCAUCCUCGCUUUCGUGCCGACUACAGUGAUGGGUGGAUCAAUUUCACCGUCAUCCAUUCCUCAAGUGGAUUAUGGGAAGAUGGGUACUGUAGGUUUAGGAGGUUCGUUCUCAGGUUUGGAUUGGUAUUCAUCGGAUUCACCUUUCGCAUCCUCUUCAUCGUCUUCUUCUUCCGCUCAACAAUUCUCUACGAAAGGAGAUACAUUGUUUUAUCGUACAGAAGAUGGCUCAUUUAGAGCAUUGGGAAGCACGAAUGAUGGUGGAACUAUCAAUUCUAUUUGUUGGUCCUCGACACCUGAUUCAACGAAUGGUACACUAUUUGUCGGAGGUACAUUCUCAUCCAUCUCCGGUACAUCCACAAAUAACGUCGCAUCAUUCUCUUUAUCGACGAAUACUUUCUCAAAACUUUCAGAUGGAUUAUCGGGUGAAAUAAAUACAUUGUAUUGUGAUGAUGAUAAUGAAGAAGUAUGGUUUGGCGGAUCUUUUAAUGCACCAAUAGGACAAGGUGGCAAUGUAGCUUUAUGGUCAACUAUUUCAUCUUCAUGGAUAUCACCUUCUUUCGGUGGUUUCAAUGGUGUAGUGGAAAGUAUAACACCUUCUUUCUCAAAUCAAUCAAACCUUUAUUUCGGUGGUGAUUUCACUACAACUUUCAUGUCUUCCUCAAUUACAAAUACAACUUCGAGGAAUAAUAAUAUAACAUCAACACCUAACGCUCCUGUGAAUACUACGACUGUCGGACAAUCAGGAUAUCUAACUCCUUUGACGAUAUCAGCUUCAGCAAGUGAAAAUGCUCAAUACCAAAUUCAAGCUGGACCAAGUUCAAGUUCAAGCUCAAGUUCAAAUUCAGGCUACUCAGAUGCAAAUGGUCUAUUAUGUCCAGGUACUUCAACUUGGUUAGCUCAAGAGGACACAAUAUCAAAUGUCAAUUUAGUUGGAAAUCAAUAUUUACCUGCAACAGGUGUAAGAAUGGUUAAUGGUCAUGAAGAUGGAAGAUCGACUACUUAUUUCUGCUUCACAUCACUUCCCGAUCACGCUGAACUCAAUAUGACAUAUACCAACCCCUCAACAGGUAAAAAUGAAACCUGUACUACGCAUUGCCCCCUUUCUACGGAUCCCACUAUCUCAGCCCAAGAUUUUGUCUUCACUCAAGGUACUCACAACCUGACUGGGUUCGAAAUUCAACUAAAGAACUGGACUGGCGAUGGUGCAGCAUUAGGUAGUGUUUCAUUGCUGACGGAUGGUGCGUACUCGUCCGCUACCGGUGCAGGAGCCUCAAGCACUUGCUCCUCAGGCAAGAACAGUACUGUACAAUCCGUUGGCGAUUGGUCUCCGAAAACCGCAGCUACUGAUUCAGCAACCGAAUCAUACCUGUCAUCCUCUAUAUCUACUCGUAACCCAACCAAUGCCCAAGUGACUUUUUACCCUCAUGUCGGUUCUGCAGGUCAAUAUGAAGUAUACGUCUUCAUCCCUGGAUGUCUGAAUAUCGGUGAUUGUGAUGGACGGACCUCAGUGGACAUCGAGGUGUUCCCUCUUCAAGGUGGAUUAGGAUGGACAAGCACGAUUUCUGAACAAGUCAACUACGAUACUAAGACUCUCGUUUACUCGGGUCCUGUCGAUGCAAGCAGUGAUGCUUUUACCCCUACAAUCAGCUUGGCACUUGCUGCCAACCCCGCACCCGUAGCUAAAGGAAACAACUACAUUGUCGUGGCAGAUCGAGUUCAGCUUGUCCUUACUGGUAUCACAGAUUCAUCAGGAUCAACCGUGUCUUCCAGCUCAUCAUCUUCGAAUGGCACAAGUACUGUAGGGACCCCUAUUACCAAUUCGACCACGAACUCGACAUACAACGUCGCAUACGGUGUAUACGAAUAUGUCCGAACCUCCAACAUGACUCUCAACGCCGCUACUUCCACUCUCACCAAUGACACCGAGACUGCUCUCACAAGAUUAGGCUUCUCCCUCGAUGCUGCCCUCAACGCUUCUGGCUCUGCCGCUUCCUCAUGGGUGGUCAAUACCAUUGUAGCAACGAACAACACUGUAUUUGUUGGCGGUGAUUUUUCCGCUUCCAAUAACUACACAAAUGUCAUCUCCAUUGAUACUUCCUCUGGUCAAGCUUCAGCUCUUGCUUCCCAAGGAUUGAGCGGGAUCGUCAACACUGCUGCCAUCGUAGCUGGAUAUGUGUUCUUCGGGGGCGACUUCACCUCAACAGCUUCAUCAGGUGGUGUCUCACUCAACUACGUUGCUGGAUACGACCCCAAUUCCAAAGCGUGGGCGGCACUCGGCGGAGGUGUAGAUGGAUAUGUGACCGAUCUCUUAGCGUCAACUGCUUCACCUAAUCAACUCAUCGUAAUGGGCAACUUCUCUCAUAUUGUAUCUACAAAUGGUACAUCCACUCAAACCGGCGGGUAUGCUAUUUACGACGCUUCGACAUCUGAAUGGCUAAAUACUGGAGUCGUCUUUGGAAAUGUCUCAGCUGGAGCUGUACCUUCUUCUUCUUCGGGUAUAAAAUCGGAAUCCUUCUUCGCUGGAAGAGUGUAUGGAUCAGCUGGAAACUCCGUAGGUGGAGUGGCCACUCUUUCGACCAACGACGACGGCACAGCUGUCAUCUCGUCUCUCAAUGGUGUGACUUUUGGUACAGCUGGAUCUUCUUCCCCUUCCGCUUCAUCAACCGCCAGAAGACGAAGGUCAUUCGCUACUCGAGCCUCUCACUCGUACACUCGGUCAUGGCUGGCUAGAUAUACCGACGUACUUGUUGAACGAGCGUCUACCGUCCUAUCCCAAAGAGCUACUCCUCCAACUAUCCCUUCUCAAGUAUCCGAAGCACCAGCAGUCCUUUCAGGAGCAUUCUGGACAAACUCUUCAGCGUCUGGUAAACCGACCAUCACCAUUUUAGGGGGAAAUUUCACGUCGUCGAACAAAAAUAUCGAAGGGGUAGCUUUUUACUCUGAAAAGAACGGAGGAUUGACCGGUCCAUCUCCACCCGUAGAAGGUGUAGUCAAAGCUUUGAACGUUAUCGGAAAUAACGUAUAUAUCGGUGGUGAGAAUGUCAAUGUACAGAAUGUCGGAAGUGGUGUGUUGGUUUACGAUUUAAAGACUGGCACCUGGGUCACAGGUGGAAUGCCUUCUCUCAAUCCUCCAUCCGGAUCAAGCGGUGUCGCUGUCAAUUCCAUCCGUACGAGAGGCAACACCAAUACCGUCGUUGUCGCUGGUAACUUCGCCACUGCCGGUUCACUGGGAUGUGUGGCUGUCUGUCUUUGGGAUUCUAAGAAUGCACAGUGGUCUACACCUGGAUCUGGACUGAGUAGUGGAGAAGUGAGGGCGAUUGACUUUGCCGGAGAAUCAUACGAUACUUUGAUCGCUGCCGGAUCAUUCUCACUUUCAUCUGGCGACGUGGCCUAUGUCGCUUCAUACAGCUUCACCAAUUCGUCAUGGACCCCACUUGGAACACUGCCCGGUCCGGCACUAGCCCUUGCAGUAGAUGACAAAAACUCAAGCAAUAUCUUCGUAUCCGGAUACUCAACCUCGGACGGCUCAUCAUACUUGCAAGCUUGGAACGGUGCUGCAUGGACUGCUCAGUCUGACUCACUUGCACCCGGAUCACUUGUUUCCCAGUUGGCAUUUGUACCUAUGAAGACUGAACAUACACCUCAAGGAUUCAUCGAAUCCGAUAGAAUGUUGAUGGUUUCUGGCGAUUUAUACCUUGAAAAUUCCGGAAACGUCACUUCUGCUUUAUAUGAUGGAUCGACUUGGUAUCCUUAUUUAGUCGGGACUUCAUCUUCAGGAGAAUUAGGUGCCGGAGGAUCACUAUUCUGGUCAGAAUCAAGUUUCUCAUUUAAAGUCCGACAUUAUCUAGCUAGAGGAUUAGUUGUUCUUGUCGCCAUCGCAAUUGCUACUGGACUGAUCUUGUUAUUGAUCCUAAUCGCUUUGUUAUUAGCCUUCUGCUUCAGAAGAAGAGAGAGAAAAGAUUCGACUUUAUAUGAGAAGAAUCGAGAUGAUGAUGAUUCAUCAAACGGAGAUAUAAACUCGACACACCAAAAUGUUUUCAAUAAUGUUCAAGCUGCGUUGGAAGCUUCUCUUGUAGGUGCAGGAUUGGCCGGUGCCACUAGCGCUGGUGUAGCGGCAGCUGGCAACAACAACAGCAAUGCGAAUAGAGCAGGAAUAAGGAAUUCUGAUCCAUCAAGUGUCAAUUCUGGUGCAUAUCCAAUUGGAUCAGAUGAAGAACUGGAUGACGAAGAUGAUCAAGGAAGAGAGACUACAAUGAGGUAUAAUUUCGACGGACCGGAAUUACAAGAAGGUGAAUUAUCAAUGAAAGCCGGACAAAGCAUCAUCAUUCUAGAUGACGAACAAUCGACUGAAUGGUGGUUCGCAAGAGAUCCGUUGACUGGUAAAGAAGGUGUAGUCCCUGCUACAUAUGUUUGGUAG